Messenger RNA from Sporothrix schenckii 1099-18, 1926 nucleotides. RefSeq lists its product as uncharacterized. The transcript has 2 exons. The record is from RefSeq and is a predicted model, not a curated record. The coding region runs from base 1 to 1926 and encodes 641 amino acids. NCBI's taxonomy places the organism in Eukaryota, Fungi, Ascomycota, Sordariomycetes, Ophiostomatales, Ophiostomataceae.
AUGGGCCGCGCAUUUGUCUGCUUCGCACCUCUUCCUGUCUCCUCACACAUCACCGCCCACGCGCAUUUCAAGACACCCAUGAAAGCACCAAUAUUGGCUCCGCGGCCCAAUGGCCGGUCCAUCACAGACACGGCGUCGGCGGCCGUCGUCCAACACCAGCCUGAACACCCGCCGUCCCUCCAUCACAGCGAUGCCGAGUGGGCGGCCGCGUUCCCCGAGAUCGAGCGGCUGUACGUUCGCGAACGGCGGAAACUGCGGCAUGUCAUGCAGUACAUGGAGCGAGAGCACAACUUUGCGGCGACGGUCCAGAUGUACAAGAAGAGAUUUGCCAAAUGGGGCUUCCAGAAGAAUGCCCGACGAAGGCAGGCUGUCCAGUCGUUGCAGAACGUCGGGCAGCUUGGGCAGGUCGAGAGAGCCGGGAGAGCCGGCCACGUCCAAAAGGGCAUCGACAACGGCUACUUGUCCAUCCCCGGCUUGCCCGCAUUGGGUCCCGAGGACACGCUGACGCUGCUGCUGUUGACAUCCAUCAAGACGUGGAGCGGUGCUUACUUUGAGGGCGUGGCACCGUCGUCGUCGUCGUCGUCGUCGUCCUCUUCUUCGCCAACAUCCACCACUACGGCCUCCCCCCCACCUCCACCGGCGUUCCACCCCAGUCCGGCCAAGGCCAAAGAAAUGAGCUUCGUCUUCAAACUGGCCAUGGACCUGCUGGAGCGCGGCCGCGGCGACCUGGCCGGCCGGACCGCCCGCAAGGCCUUUUUGCUCGUCGAAGACAUGCUGCUGAUGCUGGAGGCGCCGGCGCUCGUCUGGAACCUGCUGGAAAUUAUGCACCACAUCGUGUCCCUGGGCCAGGUCCGGCUGUUUCAGAUGCUGCUGGCGCACGUCAUUGCGCUGGUGGGCAGCAAGCCCGAGCUGGCCGGCGGGCAUCCCCUGCUGGCGCUGCUGCACAGUCUACGGGGCGUGACUGCCUCUGCGGCGGCGGCGUCGUCGGCGUCGUCCUUAUCUGACGGUCCCGACGGCCCUCACGGCCCGCACGACCUCAUCCGCACCUUGCUGGCCCAAGCCUGGACCCUCAACGCCGAGAUUUUAUUUGCCCACUACAACCCCAGCCUCUUCAGCCUCUACUGCUGCAUCCUGUGGGAAAACUGCUCCAUCGGCCCGCCCGUCGCCAUGAUCGGCGCCCUCUCGCAUUGGUUCCGCACCGUUGACGCCGGGCGCGUGCCCAUCGACCGCCGUGUUGCGUCGGAGGACCGGCCCGUACCACUGCCGCAGCCGUCCGACUUUUCGCGCCUGCACGCCAGCAGCGUGGCCGCCCUGCGCGCCCACGGCAACGAAAUCUUCCACGACGCCGCCGCCAGCUUCCGCGGCGACACCACCCUGCUGCUCCGCAUGCUCGCCGGCCUGACGACGGCCAAGAUUCUGCAGGCCCUACCCGCCACCGCGUCCGUCGCGGCGGCCGAUGUCGAUGUCGAUGUCCGUGGGCCGUCGCCGGCCGACGAGAACGGCCCGCUUGCGCAGACGCCAAACGUCCACCUGGGCAACGUGGCCUGUGUGCUGCGCACCCUCUUGGACAUUGACGCGCAGAAGAGCAGCAUCCAACCGACGACCAACAAGUUGCUUGCCGACAUUCUCCGUCCCUCUGGUGUGACCGUCACGCACGACACACACGACACACACGACACACACGACACACAUGACACACAUGACAGGCACGACGUGCCCAUGAACGCCAUCGAGCAGAUCCGCACCGUUAUCGACCUCCGCACGCGGUCGGACGGCGCCCACGACCCGCAGGUCUUGCGCGAGAUGUGGCUGCUGCAAAGGGCACUGGAUGCGGCGGGCAAUGUGGCCGAGGCUCGCAAGGUGGAACAGGACACGUACGAGCGCAUAGAGCGGUAUGUGCGCGACAUUCCCGUGGAUGCGGCGUAG